AUAUAUAUCUAUUUAAAUAGUGAAUUGACAAUACCAUAUAUUAACAUGGUUCUUAUGUGUCCACCUUUUUAGUACAAUGCCUGAUUAUUCUAGUAUGGUAAUAUACUUGAAAUUUAUAAAUAAUAUUGCUUGGUUGACCAUAUCUACCAGUCUGUGUAAUGUAUUUUAGUUCAAAAAGUUUUCUUUUCUCUCACUAGUAUUUCAAAUUCAAGAUGGAAGUAAUUAUUGCAAAUGUUGAUGAUGUCAUUUUUGACAUUGAAAGACAACUUGAGGAACAAACAGGUGCUCAGCUGCUACCUUUUCCUGGCAUGGAUAAGUCAACAUACUCAGUAUGUUCAUUUCACACUAGAGGAGCUUGUGCUAAAGGAGCGUCAUGCCCAUUCCGUCAUGUAAGAGGUGACCGCACAGUUGUGUGCAAGCACUGGCUGCGGGGUCUCUGCAAGAAAGGAGAUCAGUGUGAAUUCUUGCAUGAAUAUGACAUGACCAAGAUGCCCGAGUGUUACUUCUACUCACGCUUCAAUGCGUGCCACAACAAGGAAUGCCCGUUCUUGCAUAUCAGUCCUGAUUCCCGCAUGAAAGAUUGCCCAUGGUAUGAUAGAGGCUUCUGUCGUCUUGGUCCUCUAUGUCGCAACCGCCAUGUUAGACGAGUUCUCUGCAUGAACUACUUUGCUGGUUUCUGUCCAGAAGGACCCGAAUGCAAACAUAUGCAUCCCCGCUUUGAGUUGCCAAAGCCACAAGAAGACAAGAACACCACGCAGCGCAGCAGCUCUGCUCUCACUUGCAACUUCUGUGGCGAGACGGGCCAUCGAGCUAGCCAUUGUUUCAAGGCAAAUCCUCAGCUCAAAGAGUCCUACAACAUGAACAGCGCCCUUCGCAAUCGUAAUUAUCUGAGCUCAUACUCGCAGAGAGUGGAGAAGAUAGUCUGCUACAAGUGCGGUCAACAAGGUCACUUUGCCAACCGCUGCUCAAAGGGAGACUUCGCAUUCCUGAACGCAGCUCCCCCCAACUCCUGAGACGGCCACGGUCGAAUUGGCGCCUGUGUCGACUUGCAUGUGCUGCUGCAAAGUUGUGUUCAUAUUUUUUCGUAUAUUGCUCAUUAUGAAUAAAAUAAGUCAUAAUUGUUUACACCUUAGUUGUAAUGAACGUUGCUAUACGUAUUUCUUUGUGUGAUUUGUUAACAAUGUUUGCUUGAGUAUUUUUGUUUUUAAAUCAAUAAAUUCUGUGCUUUCAAGCCUUAAAUAGAACAUUUUGGCUAUUGUUCAAUAACAUGAUAUGUAUAGAAUACUUUCAUAUUCCAAUGCAGGUCACUCAAAUUCGUCAACUGUAUCCACUCGUUCAAAAGCUUCUUACUUUCACUGCUACAUUUCUGCAGUGUCUCAGUAUGUUAGCUCAGGAAAGUGACGUUUACCCUGCACGUUAAAAUGUUUAUACUAUUUAAAGUGGAUGUGAUAGUAAAUCAAUACUAAUUGUAGGCUACUUAGUUCCCAGGCAAGGACUAAGAAACCGUUUAUUAUUUUUCUCGUUUUCUGCUGCAUAUUUGUACAUAGUUUAAAAAAUCAUGAUGUCUAAAAAUUGUCAUCUCAAAAUGUAGUUUGAUUUUGAUUAAAACAAUUAUUUUCUGAA
This is a messenger RNA of Hyalella azteca, 1623 nucleotides long. RefSeq names its product cleavage and polyadenylation specificity factor subunit 4 (gene Clp). The coding region runs from base 213 to 1013 and encodes 266 amino acids. The transcript has 6 exons. Lineage: Eukaryota; Metazoa; Arthropoda; Malacostraca; Amphipoda; Hyalellidae. The record is from RefSeq and is a predicted model, not a curated record. Gene Ontology annotation, molecular function: zinc ion binding; RNA binding.